This is a messenger RNA of Papaver somniferum (opium poppy), 3298 nucleotides long. RefSeq lists its product as uncharacterized. NCBI's taxonomy places the organism in Eukaryota, Viridiplantae, Streptophyta, Magnoliopsida, Ranunculales, Papaveraceae. The transcript is spliced from 8 exons. Gene Ontology annotation, molecular function: phosphoprotein phosphatase activity. Bases 1817 to 2806 code for a protein of 329 amino acids. The record is from RefSeq and is a predicted model, not a curated record.
CACCACCAAGAAAAAAACCUAGGGCCGGAUUCCAAGACCGCAAAAUCUCUCAACUCAUUUAUGUCUCCGGAAGCUGAAGAAGACGAAGACGAAGACGAUUACAGCAACAGAGAAAGGGAUAAAAACAAUAGAAGGAACCAAAGGAGAAGAGCUUUUUGGAUUUCCCAAAGCAACUGUCGAAUCUGAUUGAAUUUUUCACUUCGUUGGCAGCGCAGAGAGGAAGGAGUUAAAGUAGAGGUAGAGAGUGAAUUGGGAGAAACAUUUUUGAGACUCUGAGCUAGGGUUUAAACUUGAAGGGGGUAGUGGUUAGAUGGGUCCAUCUAGGAAGGCUUGUAGAAAAGCAGCAGAUGUUUCCCAGAUUAAUACAGAGGAUGGUGUGGAGUUGCAAAUUACUGAAUGAUGUUACAAAAAACAAGAAAACAAGUCAUGGAAGACGUUUAAAUAAUGAACACGUCGCUCUGGCAGCAACAAGUGAUAACGAUGAGGUGAUUCCAGAGAGGAAGAAGAAGAAGGGUGAGAGUUGUAAUACCUCGAAAGAUGACAAUCCGGAUGAAGAGCUGGUGGAAGAGAGUGCACAGAAUGGUAAUGACGAAAGCUGUAGUUCUCUGUUACCGAACACUGAAACUAUGCCUGAGAUGACAAAUAGACCGAAUUCGGAAAUCGAGGUUGGGGUAGGUGAUCAUACUGUUGAUGAGAAUGAUAUAGGUAAAAACACAAAAACCAGGAGGAAGAAGAAGAAGCGUAUUGAAUCUCAAAUUGAUGUUCCAGAUAAAACUCCACAGGUGGAAGUAGAGAAAUCUUUAGUAGAUGGUAUGGAUACAGAUGCAGAUCUCACUCAAACUAUCUCUGAGAUGAAAAAUAGACCGAAUUCGGAAUUUGAAGUUUGUGGGGCUGCAGAUUGUGUUACUGAAGAUGAUACAGGUAAUACGAUAAAAACUAAGAGGAAGAGGCGUACUGACUCUCAAAACAAUGAUGCAGAUGAAACUCCACAGGUGCUAAUGGAGAAACCUUUAUCAGAUGGGAAUGAUACAGGUAAAACGAUAAAAACCAGCAAGAAGAGGAAGACGCCUCUUGAUUCCCUAGAAGAUGAUCCAGAUGUAACUCCGCGAGUGAGAAAAGAGAGAUCUUUAGCAGAUGUGAUAUCAUCAUAUAAGAAGCAGGAACAUGUAGUUCCUGUGCACAUGGAUCAUGAAGUCGACAGUUGAGGAGACUAGCAGCCCUUUAAAACAUCAGAAGAAGAAGAACAAAAAGAAGAAAAGCUUACUCGACUCCUGUGGGACGCAGUUGUUACAGAGCAAAGAGCAGUCCCCUAGCUUGUCUCUCGAAGUUCCGAAAGCUAGUUCAAAGAAAAGUAAAAGGGAAAUCAAAUCAGAGAAGUCCUCGACCAUGGAUGUUUCCCUAGGUUUGUCUUCCGCUGAAGAUUGUGGUCCUGCAAGCAAGAGGAAGAACAAGAAAAAGAAGAGAAAGGAGAUGCUAUUAGUAGAAGUUAGUAAACCAACCAUAGAAGAACCUCAGCUCAAGCAGUCAGCAGAUAUAGGUGGAGAAAAUUUAAAAGAAGGAUCCAAUUGUUUUUGGUGAAGAAACUCCAGCAGUAUCCGUAGAUGAGCAUUGCAAGGAAGAAGUUAUUCCUCUUUUGGCAACUAAGAGCGACAUAAAAGAUGGUAUUGUUGAUGAAGGGAACACCGAUCUUGGGAGGUCAAAGAAAGAAAGGUGUAGCUCUUUAUUAUCAGCUGUUACAGAUGUUUCUUCAUGCAAGAAUGCUGCUAAUGAUUCAGAUCAUGCUCAUAGCAUUAGGAGAAAAAAGAGGAAGAAUGAUAUGCGUACUACCAAUGAAGACAAGGCUUCUGAGAGUAUGCUCAUAUGUGACCCUCCUGCAAAUGAGGCUGAAUGUAGAGAUGAAUCUUGUGUUACUGGUGAGGGAAAUCUAACAGGGGAUGUAACUCCUCUUUUAGGGGAAGAACAUGUUGAUGCAAAGAAAAUCCGUGUAUCUGGUGGAGAGAACUUAGAUAUAUCUUCAGAUGCUGGACUAAUGGAAGAAGGAACUGGGCAUGCUGUCUUGAUGGGGAAUAUCCCUUCUUCACCAGUUAGAACAUCUUUUAGUUGUACGAGGAAAAAGCUUCUUGUUCUUGAUUUAAAUGGUAUUCUUGUUGACAUUGUUUCCAACGUGCCUGAUGGAUAUAAAGCAGACAUGUUUAUUGCAAGGAAAGCUCUUUUUAAGAGACCAUUCUGUGAUGAUUUCUUGAAGUUUUUAUUUCAGAACUUCAAUGUGGGUGUCUGGUCAUCAAGAACAAAGAGAAAUGUGGAUAGUGUGGUGGACUUUGUCAUGGGAGAUAUGAAAAAGAACCUGCUAUUUUGUUGGGACCAAUACCACUGUACUGAUACAGGGUACAGCACUCUUGAAAACAGGCAAAAGCUGUUGGUAUUAAAGGAGCUGAAGAAAUUAUGGAAUAAGCAUGACCGGAGUCUUCCAUGGGAAAAGGGUGCAUAUGAUGAAUCAAACACGAUAUUGUUGGAUGAUUCACCGUACAAAGCCUUACGGAAUCCACCCCAUACUGCUAUUUUCCCUCCAUAUAGGUUUGAGGAUGCUGGUGAUAAAUCAUUAGGUCCAGGAGGAGAUCUUCGUGUCUAUCUGGAAGGCUUACUCAAGGCUGAGGAUGUUCAAAAUUAUGUAGAACAACACCGUUUUGGUCAGCGAGCUAUUACUGAUAAGAAUCCAUCAUGGGGAUUCUAUCUUCGAAUUAUUGGUAGGAAUGUGCAGAGCAGAGCCGAUAUCUGUAGCACUUCCAAUCAGGGUUCCAUAUCAUGAAGCUGGAGAAAAGGGCCAUAUCAGUUUUUCCUCAGUAUCAAAGCUACAAAGUCGCAACCAUUGUUCCUAUCAUUGAUUUGUGGAGUUGCUCAAGGUCCCAAUAUCAGAGACCUGAAUCAGGGCAUGAAUGAGAAUUCGACUCGAAGGUGAAUCGGGAUCAUUUCUAAAUUUCAAGAAGAGACCGAGUUCUGUCUAUAAUCAGUUGAGAGUGAGUUAUUUUUCACAAUUGAGGAAUACAAUUUUUUCUCAGUUGGCGAGACAAUAAGUUCUGCAUUUCAACCUCACCUGCUCUUUGAGUAUGGUGAGAGAGGAUACUUCAUAGUUGCUGAGUUUUUUUUUUUUGUUGUUGUAAAAUGGCAUGUCUUGUACUAUAAUCACUAGGAGUGAUUCUGCAUAAACUCAAGUUUAUGAUUGUUUUGGAUAUUGGAAUUUGGUAAGGUUGGAAUGUAAGUUCUUUUUAUCUACAAGCAAUUUAGUGAAAUCUUUUUGCAA